CCUCCCUGGAUCAUAUAUACUCACACAUACAUCUCAAAAAAAACCCUAGCAACCAGAGGCGUUCAUUUUUGCAGAGCAACCAGAGGCGAAGCAGCUCGUUCCGAUCCAACUCACCAACUGUUCUUCAACAUGGCGACUCAGUUGAGCAAAAAGCGAAAGUUCGUCGCUGACGGCGUGUUUUUCGCUGAAUUGAACGAAGUAUUGACAAGAGAGCUAGCUGAGGAUGGAUACUCUGGUGUGGAAGUUAGAGUCACUCCGAUGCGCACUGAGAUUAUUAUUCGUGCUACUCGAACUCAGAAUGUUCUCGGUGAGAAGGGAAGGAGGAUUAGGGAGCUGACAUCUGUUGUACAGAAAAGAUUCAAGUUCCCUGAAAACAGUGUUGAGCUUUACGCUGAGAAGGUGAACAACAGGGGUCUCUGCGCUAUUGCUCAGGCUGAGUCUCUCCGAUACAAGCUUCUCGGGGGACUGGCAGUUCGAAGGGCCUGCUAUGGUGUUCUGAGAUUCAUCAUGGAGAGUGGAGCCAAGGGCUGUGAGGUCAUUGUUAGUGGAAAGUUGAGGGCUCAGCGUGCCAAGUCCAUGAAGUUUAAGGAUGGGUACAUGAUCUCUUCCGGUCAGCCAGUGAAGGAGUACAUCGACUCAGCCGUUAGACACGUGCUUCUUAGACAGGGGGUCCUUGGUAUUAAAGUUAAGAUAAUGCUCGCAUGGGAUCCUAAAGGAAAGCAAGGACCAAUGACACCUCUUCCCGAUCUGGUGACAAUUCACCCCCCUAAAGAGGAUGAGGAAUAUCGUCAACCUAUUGCCACCACCAUGCUGCCAGCAGCUGAUAUCGAUCUUGGUGCUUCACCCAUGCCCGGCCAGAUCCCAGUUGCUUAAAAUAUUUAUCAUGCAAGACUUGAAUCUUUGAUAAACUGUUAUUUACUUGCAACAGCGGAUUUUAGUUUUCUUUUGCCUGCCAGUUCUGUUAAUCUGUGGGAAUAUUUUGUUUGGUAUCUCAUACCUAGUACUUGCCAGGAUAUGUUUUCAGUUGCCUUUGAUUUAUUUUAAUGCAACUAUUAUCUGUGAAA
This is a messenger RNA of Daucus carota subsp. sativus, 1064 nucleotides long. RefSeq names its product small ribosomal subunit protein uS3y. Gene Ontology annotation, molecular function: structural constituent of ribosome; RNA binding. The record is from RefSeq and is a predicted model, not a curated record. The coding region runs from base 130 to 873 and encodes 247 amino acids. Gene Ontology annotation, cellular component: nucleus; cytosolic small ribosomal subunit. The transcript is spliced from 6 exons. NCBI's taxonomy places the organism in Eukaryota, Viridiplantae, Streptophyta, Magnoliopsida, Apiales, Apiaceae. Gene Ontology annotation, biological process: translation.